Molecule: messenger RNA, 2535 nt
Organism: Apiotrichum porosum
Lineage: Eukaryota; Fungi; Basidiomycota; Tremellomycetes; Trichosporonales; Trichosporonaceae
Gene: SUV3
Product: RNA helicase
Exons: 1
Coding region: 1-2535 (844 amino acids)
Biological process (GO): RNA catabolic process; mitochondrial RNA 3'-end processing
Cellular component (GO): mitochondrial degradosome
Molecular function (GO): hydrolase activity, acting on acid anhydrides; ATP binding; RNA helicase activity
Source: RefSeq, a predicted model, not a curated record
AUGUCCAUCUACCGCCAGCUGGCCACCAGGUCGCUGCGCUGUGUCGCCGCAAGGACAGCUCCGGCCACCGUCGGCUCCGUCUCGGCCCUCCGUUUGGCCAGCGGCUAUGCCCUCAACCGCGACCGCGACAGCAGCCGCAGCAACGCCAGGUCGACUGGCCGUAGAUCCAGGGCGCCGCAACAGGCCUUUGACAAGCCCAACAACGACGCCAUUGAAGAGCUCACCCGCUCCCGCGAGCCCAUCAGGCUCGAGGUCGAGAGCUUGCCAAGGCUCAUCCUCAACCGCGUUGACGAAUGGGCAGCCUCGGAGCGUGUCAAGGCCCGCUGCGUUGCGUUCGGCUUUGACAGCCAAGCCGCCACGGAAUGCCUGGACGCCUGGACGUUCAAGAUCAAAGAGGACCUUUUGAUGUGGGACGACAAUGGCGAGUCGUUGAUUACCCAGAUGGCCGCCCGUGGUUGGGACGCCAACGCGCUCAUCCUCGCGUACGAGUCGGGCAACUUUGCUCGCGAGUUUGAGAAUGCCUUCCUUCGCAACUUUAUCGAGUACGCCGCUGAGAGCGGGCCCCUGUUUAUCCAGAGCCACCUCAAGGCGCUCCUCGAGGCCACCGACGUCUCCCGCCACGCGCAGACCUAUCUCCAGGCCCGCAGCAUCAACCGCCACUUCCACUUGCACAUGGGUCCCACCAACUCGGGCAAGACUUACCAGGCACUCAAGGCCCUGUCGCGCGCCAAGACGGGUGUCUAUGCUGGACCCCUUCGUCUUCUCGCCCACGAGGUUUGGGAGCGUCUCAACAUGGGCAGCGUUGGCGACCUCAACGGUGAGGGUCGCGCCACCAACCUCCUCACCGGUGAGGAGCGCCGCAACGUCCACAACGCCGGCCUCGUCUCAUGUACCAUCGAGAUGCUGCCAUUCUACGGAAACGCUGCGGCCGAGCCUUGGGACGUUGUCGUCAUUGACGAGAUCCAAAUGAUGGCAGACGACCACCGUGGUGGUGCUUGGACCAACGCGGUCCUUGGUGUCAACGCCAAGGAGGUUCACCUGUGUGGUGACGAGACAACCGCCCACCUCCUCCAGUCCAUGGUCGACUCGUUCAAGGGCGACACCCUGACCAUUCACCGUUACAACCGCCUGACGCCUCUUGUCGUCGCCCCGGAGAGUCUGAAUGGCAAGUACGAAAACGUCCAGCCCGGUGACUGCGUCGUCACCUUUUCGCGCAACAACGUCUACUCGGUCAAGAAGAACAUUGAGGGAACCCUCGGCAAAAAGUGCGCCGUCGUCUACGGUGCCCUUCCACCAGAGACCCGUGCCGAGCAGGCUCGCGACUUUAACGAAGACGAGGGACGCUCGCAGGUCCUGGUCGCCUCGGACGCUGUCGGUAUGGGCCUCAACCUGAAGAUUGGCCGUGUCGUCUUUGCCAGCAUGACCAAGUUUGACGGUCAGCGCGACGUCCCCCUCUCCCUCACCCAGGUCAAGCAGAUUGCUGGUCGUGCAGGCCGUUUCGGCCAGGGGCGCACCACCGUGGACAACGAGGACGAUAAUGCUGCCACCACCGACGAGGUGGCCGCCCCCGGUGGCGUUGUCACUACCUUGCACGCUGCCGACCUCCCGCUUCUCCGUGCCAUGCUCCCUCUCACCCUUCCUGCCGUCACCCGCGCCGUCUUUGAGCUUCCCAACGAGGCUCUGACGUCCAUGCUGCCGCUUGUGCACCCCACCACCACCUAUGCCGACUUGCUCGACCACACUGCCGCUCUGGCAAAGCUCCCCCCCAACAUGGUCCUCUCCGAGACACGUAACAGGCUCGCGCUUGCAGAGGUGCUCGAGGAACAGCGCGACGUUCUCACCGCCACCGACAUUGCGGUCUUUAGCAAUGCCCCUGUCAACACGCGCGACCCCAAGGUGGCCGGCAUCUUCCAAAACAUUGUCCAGGCCUACGCCACGGAUUACCACGUCGACGUUGAAGAGGUCUUGAAAAAGUCAACCCUGCUCCACACUCUCAAGACGGUCGAGGAGACUCUGGCCGCCCUCCCUCCUCUGCCCCCUCAUCUCGGCAUUUUCCGUCAGUACCUUGUGCCCCCCAUCACCGUGGGCGGUAUCCCGCUCCUCGAGUCGCUGCACAAGGCCUUGGUCCUGUACAUCUGGCUGUCGUUCCGCUACAGCCUCGCGUUCCCAGACCGUGAACUCGCCACUGCGUACAAGCUCCGCACGGAGAAGGUUCUUGAAAUCUGUCUCGAGCGCCUCCCCGGUGUCCGCCAGCUGAAGAGCGCCGAGCGCACAAAGGAGAUGGACAAGGAGCUUGCCCUCUUCCGUCGCAAGUAUGUCGACAAGCACGGCCUCGUCAAGCCCAGCAUCAAGUGGGUCAACCAGGAGCAGGAGGAGCGCAUGAGGAAGAUGAAGAGGUGGAGGUCGGCCGCCACCGAGGCCGACGAGGUCACCGAGAUCCACGACAGGACCCACAAAACCGAGGGCUCGAUCCAGCAACAUCACCCCAAGCAGUUCAACUACAGGCAAAUCAGCGAUCGCGGCUCGUCUUGGUAG